AUGGCUCCUCUAGUGACUAUAUCUACUUGUUCCCUCAACCAGUGGGUGCUGGAUUUCGAAGGAAACACGAGCCGGAUUAUAGAAAGUAUCCGCAUUGCCAAAGCUGCUGGGGCUAGGCUUCGCGUAGGGCCUGAACUUGAAAUAACCGGCUACUCAUGCCAAGAUCACUUUUUGGAAGGGGAUCUCUACCUACAUGUUUGGCAAUGUAUUGCAACCAUCAUUGACCAUCCUGACUGUCAAGAUAUUCUGAUAGAUAUCGGUGCCCCUAUCCGCUAUAAUGCACGAAUCCAUAUUCUGAAUCGGAGGAUACUUCUGAUCAAGCCGAAGAUGUGGCUUGCGGGAGAUGCCAACUACUACGAAUACAGAUGGUUUACUUCAUGGGCCAAACCAAGAUAUGUUGAGGACUAUUAUCUUGAAAGAAUUGUAGGCGAGAUUACUGGUCAAGCCACUGUUCCAAUUGGAGAUGCAGUCAUCAGCACAUAUGACUCGGCCAUCGGUAUCGAAACCUGCGAGGAACUCUUCACCCCAAAUAAUCCAGGCAUCCAUAUGGGGCUCAAUGGAGUAGAAAUAUUUACAAAUUCAAGUGGAAGCCACCAUGAACUCAGAAAACUCAAGCAGAGAAUCGACCUUAUUCGUCACUGUACGAGAGGUGGUGGUAUCUAUUUAUAUGCCAAUCAACGGGGUGAAGACGGAAACGGACGUCUUUAUUUCGACGGCUCGGCCGGCAUAUUCGUCAAUGGGCGUAUUGUUGGAAUGAGCUCCCAGUUCUCCUUAAAGGAUGUAGAUGUUGUCACAGCUGUUGUGGACCUGGAAGAAGUCCGCAGUACUCGUACUUCGGUUAGUCGAAGCUCUCAAGGCAGUCAAGCACCUGCAUAUCGGCGGAUCGAAGCUGCAAUUUCGCUGUCGAACGAGUCAGAUUUACUUAACCCAAAUGUCAAACCCUCCCCUGAUAUCGAAUUGGAAUACCAUUCCCCAGAGGAAGAAAUUGCUCUGGGUCCAGCUUGCUGGCUUUGGGAUUAUCUGAGGCGCAGCAGGCAAUCUGGUUUCUUCCUUCCCCUCUCUGGAGGGCUGGACAGUGCAUCAGUUGCCGUAAUCACAUUCUCGAUGUGCCGGCUUGUUGUUUCUGCUUGCCGCGACGGAAAUCAGGCGGUUAUCGCAGAUGUGCGUAGGAUUGUCGGGGUGCCAGAAGAUUCAGAUUGGCUGCCAGAUACUCCUCAAGAGCUUUGUGGCAAAAUCCUUCACACAUGCUACAUGGGCACCACUAAUUCGAGCAAAGAAACGAGAAAUAGAGCAAAGCAGUUGGCCAAGUCUAUCGGAAGCUACCACAUUGAUCUUGACAUGGACUCUGUCGUUUCAGCGAUAUCUAACUUAUUCACUUUUGUAACUAACUUUACUCCACGUUUUUCCGUCCACGGUGGUACCGCCACUGAAAAUCUCGCUCUCCAAAAUAUUCAAGCACGCUCCCGCCUCGUUGUUGGCUAUAUGUUCGCUCAGCUUCUGCCUCUGGUACGGCAGAGGCCAGGGGGAUCUUCCCUCCUUGUUCUUGCAUCAGAAUAUGACUGUUCAAGCGCCGAUCUGAACCCAAUUGGCUCAAUUGAUAAACGCGACUUGAUCAACUUCCUAACGUGGGCAAAAGUAAACUUUGAUAUUCCUAUCAUUGAAAGCUUCGUGCAUGCCACUCCCACGGCAGAACUGGAGCCCAUUACCGAAAAUUAUACACAAUCCGAUGAAGACCAAAUGGGCAUGACAUACGCGGAGCUCUCCGUAUUUGGUCGCUUGCGCAAAAUAAGUAAGUGUGGUCCUUUCGGAAUGUAUGAAAAGCUCCUCCAUAUGUGGCCCGAACGACACACGCCACAAGAGAUAUAUGAGAAAGUUCGCAGGUUCUUCUAUUAUUAUGCAGUGAAUCGGCAUAAGCAGGUCGUGCUUACACCAAGCUAUCACGCGGAGAACUACAGUUGCGACGAUAACAGACAUGACCAACGGCCCAUUCUUUAUCCCGCAUUAUUUCCGUUCCAGAAUAAGAAGAUUGAAGAGCACGUGCGGGCUUUGGAAAGACGUGCGGAAACUCCAGUUACAUCCGAAGAUCCAGCUCAUGCUUCUCAGGGAAUAACGCGCAACCAUGCUGUACAGCUACACGAUGGCCCCGUAAGAGACGAGAACUAGGCUCAAAUUUUGUCAUGGUUUUAUGUAAAUAGCUGCUCCCGGUGUGAAAUACCCAGAACGAAGAGGCCAAGUCGAUGGCUGGGUGCUGGGUGGAUACGAGGGUUGAGGCAUCAGGAUCAAACUUGCGCGAAAUG
Molecule: messenger RNA, 2297 nt
Organism: Histoplasma capsulatum G186AR
Lineage: Eukaryota; Fungi; Ascomycota; Eurotiomycetes; Onygenales; Ajellomycetaceae
Product: NAD synthetase 1
Exons: 15
Coding region: 1-2163 (720 amino acids)
Biological process (GO): NAD+ biosynthetic process
Cellular component (GO): cytoplasm
Molecular function (GO): ATP binding; glutaminase activity; NAD+ synthase (glutamine-hydrolyzing) activity
Source: RefSeq, a predicted model, not a curated record